GGUGGGGUGUAAGGAGGUAAAAAAUAUUUCGAUGAAACAUGAGGGCCUUGGGCCCUCAUAAGUGCGCUAGCUCCAAAGGUUCAAAAGUAGCUACUGCAGGAUCUAAAGUUUCCGCGCCGGUAGAACUGCUCCCGGGGUGGGGCUUAGCAUCGUCCCACUCUCCUUCCUCAGACCACAGAGGCUCAUCCUUGCCACGCCCCUUCGCCCCUGCCCCACGCAUUCGCGUUGCAUGCUGGGAAUUGUAGUUCAGGGCGGGCCCAUCCGGAAGGACGAAGUUGUCACAGAGUUCUGCCCGCCCCUCGGGUUGGAGGUCAAGUCUCUGAAGGUGCUCCCUCUCCACUGUCAGGCGGAGCCUUCUGCGAGUACGCCUGCACUUGUCUGUGCCACAUUCCCUUUCUGGCUUCAAAUAAAGUUUUCCUCUUCCUCCGCCGGUACGGAGUUCAAGAUGGCAGCCUCCUGGUCGCCCUUGGCUACCCUGCGCUGCCUAGCGCGGAGCGGGCUGAGAGGGAGAAGUGUCGGGUGCGGGGUCCGGGCCGCCGCCCCGGGGAGGCCCCACUGGAAAGCCUAUACAGUUCAGACAUUGGAGAGCAUCACCUCAACUGCUGCUUCUGAGGCCCAUUUGAAAGCUUUGGCUAUUUGCCAAGGACCCCUGGACCAUUAUGACUUUCUGAUCAAAGCUUGUGAGCUAAAAGAUGAUGAACAUCAAAGAAGAGUCAUCCAGUGUUUGCAAAAGUUAUAUGAAGACCUUAAAGGGUACAGUGUAGAGGCAGAAGGCUUUUUGUCAAAGCUUUUUUCAAGGAGCAAACCUCCCAGGGGCCUGUAUGUUUAUGGUGAUGUUGGAAUUCAUCGCCUUAAACAGAAUUUGCCAAAAAGGAAAGCAGGAUUCAUGGCUCAAUCAUAUGACCCAAUAGCUCCCAUUGCUGAAGAAAUCAGCCAAGAAGCAUCUCUCCUGUGUUUUGAUGAAUUUCAGGUCACUGACAUUGCUGAUGCCAUGAUUCUGAAACAGCUUUUUGAAAAUCUGUUCAAAAAUGGGGUCGUCGUUGUGGCAACAUCCAACAGACCACCGGAAGAUCUCUAUAAAAAUGGACUUCAAAGGGCUAACUUUGUGCCAUUUAUAGCUGUCCUGAAGGAAUAUUGUAAUACAGUCCCACUUGAUUCUGGGAUAGAUUAUCGGAAAAGAGUACUCCCCGCUGCAGGAAAACUCUACUACCUCACAAGUGAAGCUGAUGUGGAGGCUGUCAUGGAUAAGUUGUUUGAUGAGCUGGCUCAGAAACAAAAUGAUUUAACUAGACCAAGGAUUCUAAAAGUGCAAGGCAGAGAGCUGCGGCUGAAUAAAGCCUGUGGAACCAUUGCCGACUGCACAUUUGAAGAGCUGUGUGAGAGAGCAGUUGGAGCCAGUGACUAUUUGGAACUCUCAAAGAAUUUUGAUACACUAUUUUUACGAAACAUUCCACAAUUUACGCUGGCAAAGAUGACUCAAGCUCGAAGAUUCAUAACUCUCAUUGACAACUUGUAUGAUUUCAAGGUGCGGGUAAUUUGUUCUGCGUCGACUCCUAUAUCAAGCUUAUUUUUGUAUCAACAUGAUGACAGUGUGUUGGAGCAAAGCAGAAUACUGAUGGAUGAUUUGGGACUGAGCCAGGAAUCAGCAGAAGGGCUCUCGAUGUUUACUGGAGAAGAGGAAAUCUUUGCAUUUCAGCGCACAAUUUCCCGACUCACAGAAAUGCAGACUGAACAGUACUGGAAUGAAGGGGAGAGGAGCAAGAAGUAACUGUCAAUUUCACAUGAAUAAAACUAGAUAAAUGGCUAAUACAGGGAGAACUCUGUAUUUUAAGACUUGAAGGAACCAUUUUCUCAUCAUUAAUUAUGCACUUUGUCCUCUGGACCAUUUUAAUCUAAUAUUGCUGUCAGAGAUGUAGUGGAUUAGUAAGUUAAAGACUUACAUUUUUAUAGGUCUACUUUUUUGCCUAUUUAUUUGUGCUAAUUUCUGCACUACAAUAUUAUAAUUAUCACUCGUAAAGAUUACUGUCAAACCAGACAUGUUAGCUUCCCAUUAAGCCACCUGAAUGAACCUUGAACAUGCAACCGCACAGUAAAUGUAGGGUAUGUGGACAUUUCCAGCUUUGCUUUUAUGGUUGUAGCACUUAAGAAGGCCAUCUUUAUAAGGGGAAGAGAACCUUGCAUUUUACUUUGAAACAGAGCUUUCUGAUCUUUCUAUAAACUGAAGAGAAUAACAUUUUAGAAUAUGGGUUUAAAUAUGUGAUUUCUUUAAGGAG
Molecule: messenger RNA, 2273 nt
Organism: Dipodomys ordii (Ord's kangaroo rat)
Lineage: Eukaryota; Metazoa; Chordata; Mammalia; Rodentia; Heteromyidae
Gene: Afg1l
Product: lactation elevated 1
Exons: 12
Coding region: 230-1768 (512 amino acids)
Cellular component (GO): cytoplasm; mitochondrion
Molecular function (GO): ATP hydrolysis activity; ATP binding
Source: RefSeq, a predicted model, not a curated record